AUGUAUUUCCUUGACCAGACAAAGGACAAACGUACAAAAUCAUUGACAGAAAUAGGUCCAAAUAAUCAUAUUUUCAGUGCUUUUUCCUUAAGGUUUAAAGAAAUCCGCGAAAAUAUAAAAAAAAAUCUUCGAAUUUCUCUUCAGUGUCCUAAACCCAACAUUCAACAAUUUGAACAUAGUGUCGAUAAUGGUUAUUUAAAGCUCCAUAAAUGUAUUUAUCAAAUAUUUAGAGAGAAGGAGAGACGACAAGCCCGGAAACGUGAGAAGAAAACUAAACAACAGCAGAAAAAGAAAGAUUUGAAGGGAAACGACCGAACCUCUGUUGAUGUUCCUGCUAAGAAUGGAUUAACUAGUGCUUGCUCCCACGAGCCUGAUAUUUGCUCCCAUGAGCCUGAUAUUUGCUGCCAGGAGCCUGAUGUUUGCUCCCACGAGCCUCAUAUUUGCUCCCAGGAGGCUAAUGUCUGCUCCCAAGGAUCCCAUCCUUGCUCUGAGAUAGUUAGCGAUAGUGACAGUGGUCUGGGAUCAGGGAAUAGUGGUGAAACUAGUCCUAUAUAUUCCAGGGAGGACGGGAGGUUUGAGGGUGGAGUCUGGAUAAAGGGCGGAUCUCCUGACCUUGAGCAUGAAGGUCAUCUUCCAGAUCUGGAACCUGCACAAGGAACAUACAGUGGAUGUUGUAAACUCAAUCAAAGCCAAGGAGCCAGAUUCCACGAGCUCGGAAACAAAAAAGAAAAUGGCGCCAACUGUGAUAAAAAGUUGACGGGUGGUCUAGUGUCCGCAGGUGGUGUUGGAAACGGGUUGAACCUGAGCCUCAUGGACCUACUAGAGGAUGAGGAAGAGGAGGACGAGUAUGGAAUAUCUCCGGAGGAAAUAGAACGGUUCCAGUCCAAUCUUCCACAAGUAAACCAGCAGAGGGAACAACUUAGGGAGGUGCUCCGAGAGAAGUUUGCAGCCCUUUGCACCAACAGUUUUCAUUGUUGCAACAGCAAUGAGCACCGCCAUUAGAAACUUCCGUCGGCCACAUGGUCGACUUGCAAGAGGAGGCUCAUUGAACAGAAUUCAACGUAAAAAUUCCCGAAAAAUGAUUUAUUAUAAAACAGUAAAUUCCACAAUGCAUAAACUUUUUAAACCAGCAUUUAG
This is a messenger RNA of Eurytemora carolleeae, 1137 nucleotides long. RefSeq lists its product as uncharacterized. NCBI's taxonomy places the organism in Eukaryota, Metazoa, Arthropoda, Copepoda, Calanoida, Temoridae. The record is from RefSeq and is a predicted model, not a curated record. Bases 1 to 1002 code for a protein of 333 amino acids. The transcript is spliced from 6 exons.